This is a messenger RNA of Suillus paluster, 1257 nucleotides long. Its product is annotated as Alpha/beta knot methyltransferase. Gene Ontology annotation, biological process: rRNA base methylation. The record is from RefSeq and is a predicted model, not a curated record. The transcript has 7 exons. Gene Ontology annotation, molecular function: rRNA (pseudouridine) methyltransferase activity; rRNA binding. Lineage: Eukaryota; Fungi; Basidiomycota; Agaricomycetes; Boletales; Suillaceae. The coding region runs from base 1 to 1257 and encodes 418 amino acids. Gene Ontology annotation, cellular component: nucleolus; small-subunit processome.
AUGGCAGUUGAUGGUUGGUUGAUUGAGAGGAUGGUUGGAUGGCGCAACGUAUUCCCACUCCCUCCAGCUCAUCGUGAUCUUCUCUCGAGACCUAUCAAACUCGACCAGUUCUUGAUAUGUCCACCUCCCCAGAACUCGCCUGUUCGUCGUCGUCGUCAUUCUGGAUCGACCACGGCACCAACCCCAGUCCGCGCUAGUCUACUCAAAGCCCAACAAGAUGACGAAGCUAUAAUUAUACCCCCGCCACGACCAAAAUCAACCCCCGUUGACGAACGACCCCAACGACGACGCAGGUCCGAUUCAGAGUCUGAUUCGGAAGGCUCCGAUAAGGAGACUAUGCAGAUUGAUUCACCGAGACAGCAAACUCAGCAAUUUUCAUCGUCUUCAUCUGAAUCAUCAGACGCCCAAGAUCUUGCUCAAAAACGUGGAGUUAUCACGCUCAAACCAGAAAAUUCCAGUCCAGAACGUCCUACUCGUCCUCUACCUGCUAAAUCUCGCAAAAUGGCCGGAAAUUUGACCAAUAAUCCCAUGCCGCAACCUGCAAACCCAUCUAUGCUCCCAGUUCAGGCUCAUGUACCCCGUGGUGGUGUCGCAUCGUCUCAGAGGAGGCUGUUUGUCAUCCUAGAGCAAGCUUGCUUGGAGGCAUACAGAGUUUCAAGUGGAGGAAAAGGCAAAGGCGGCAGGGAGGGCGAUGUCAAAUACACUCUUCUGAAUUGCGAUGAUCAUCAGGGCAUCCUCGCAAAGACUGGUAGAGAUAUUGCGGAUGCCCGUCCGGAUAUUACGCAUCAGUGCCUGUUGACGCUCUUGGAUUCGCCUCUUAACAAGGCGGGUCUGCUGCAAGUGUACAUCCACACCACAAAAGGUGUGCUCAUUGAGGUCAACCCUCAUGUCAGAAUUCCUCGUACAUUUAAGCGAUUCAGUGGAUUGAUGGUUCAACUACUCCAUAAGCUGUCUAUUCGCGGGGUCAAUGGCCCAGAGAAGUUGCUCAAGAACCCCGUGACUGACCAUCUUCCUGUCAAUACCAUGAAACUCACUCUUUCCGGUGAUGCUCCGACUAUCAGACUCUCCCGUUAUCUUCCGACUCUUCCGGAAACGCACUCGGUUGCUGUCUUCGUGGGCGCUAUGGCUCGUGGCCGCGAUGACUUCGCCGAUCACGUUGUAGACGAAAAGAUCAGUAUCAGUGACUACCCUCUAUCCGCAUCUGUCGCUUGUGGCAAAUUCUGUUGUGCUCUCGAAGAGCUAUGGGACAUUGUAUGA